CAAAAAUAUAUACAGAGAGAUAUCAGAGGCAGUCUUCUUCCUUAUCAUUUCCAAAGAUGAUGAUGAACGCUUCUCAUCAUCAGCUCCAUAGACUGAACCCUACUCAAUCCUCCUCCUCCUCCCUCUUACACAAACCCUUCAUCCUCAGCCAUGGAAGAAGUAUCAGCAGCCCUGCAUAUCUCCUCACCAGGAGAACCCUGAAUUUCCAUGGAAAGAAAAAGUGCUUCUGCAUAAGAGCUUCUGCCACUGAUGUAAGAGGAGUGGAGGUGUCGAAGGAGAAUGCGGCAUCGGUUAAGGCUGUCGUUAGGGCGACUGCUGCAGGGUUGCUGUCCGAUCUAGGGAUUACGAAGCCUCUUGAUGUGUAUGCGGAUUUGGUUGGGAAAACGCUGCUUUUGGAGCUUGUUAGCGCAGAGGUCGACUCGGGGACAGGCUUGGAGAAGGGAACAAUCAAGGGGUAUGCCCGCAAAGUGAGGCAUGAAAAGGAGGAGGUGAUAUAUGAGAGUGAAUUCAUAGUUCCUGCAGGUUUUGGAGAGGUUGGUGCAAUUUUGGUAGAGAAUGAACACCACAAGGAGAUGUUCCUCAACAACAUAGUGCUUGAUGGAUUACACAAUGGCCCCAUUCAUAUCAAUUGCAGCUCAUGGGUUCAUUCCAAGUUUGAUAACCCUAAGAAGAGAAUCUUCUUCACCAACAAGUCUUACUUGCCGGACGAUACACCAAGCGGGUUGAAGAAGCUAAGGAAGAUAGAGUUGGAGAAUCUGCGCGGAAAUGGAAAGGGAGAACGCAAGACGUCUGAUAGGAUCUAUGAUUACGAUACUUACAAUGACCUUGGGGAUCCUGAUGAUAGUGAGGAUCUUGCCCGCCCUAUUCUUGGCAGCAAGGAUCAUCCUUACCCUAGGAGAUGCAGAACCGGGCGUCCUAGUUCCAAGAAAGACCCGUUGUCGGAGACCAGAAGCAGCAGUGUGUAUGUGCCGAGGGAUGAAGCAUUUGAAGAAGUGAAGCAGUUGACAUUCUCGACAAAGACGCUGAAAUCAGUGCUGCACGCGCUGCUGCCUCAGGUGGAGAUCAUGCUGCUGGAUCCACACCUUGGAUUUCCGUACUUCACUGCCAUAGACUCACUGUUUCAAGAAGGAGUCCCCUUGCCCAAGAGCAAGAACUUCUUUCAGUCAAUCAUCCCAAGACUGGUGAAGACUAUAGCUGAAAGAGAAGGAGAUAUUUUGCUCUUUGAAACCCCUGCAAUGAUCGACAGAGAUAAAUUUGCUUGGUUCAGGGAUGAGGAGUUUUCUCGGCAGGCUCUUGCUGGUCUCAACCCGUAUAGCCUUCAGUUGGUUACAGAGUGGCCCUUGAAGAGUGAACUGGAUCCUGAGAUCUAUGGUCCUCCUGAAUCAUUGAUCACAGCAGAACUGAUCGAGAAAGAGAUCAAAGGGGUCAUGACUAUUGAUGAGGCCUUGAAACAGAAGAAGAUGUUCAUAUUGGAUUAUCAUGACCUUCUCUUACCUUACGUGGACAAAGUGAGGGAGAUUGAAGGCACGACAUUGUAUGGAUCUCGAACUCUGUUCUUCCUAACCAUGGAGGGCACAUUGAGGCCUCUUGCAAUCGAGCUAACUAGGCCGCCAGUUGGUGACAAGCCGCAGUGGAAGCAAGUGUUCACACCAGGCUGGGAUGCCACGAGUUGCUGGCUAUGGAGGCUGGCCAAAACUCAUGUUUGUGCUCAUGACUCUGGUUAUCACCAGCUUGUUGUUCACUGGCUAAGGACUCACUGUUGUACUGAGCCAUACAUCAUUGCAGCUAACCGGCAACUAAGCGCUAUGCACCCAAUCUAUAGACUCCUGCAUCCUCAUUUCAGGUACACAAUGGAGAUCAAUGCUCUUGCUCGGGAAAGCCUCAUAAACGCAGGUGGAAUCAUUGAGAGCUGCUUCUCACCGGGCAAGUAUGCCAUUGAGCUCAGUUCUGCUGCCUAUGACCAGCUCUGGAGAUUUGACAUGGAAGCUUUGCCUGCUGACCUGAUCCGAAGGGGGAUGGCAGUUGAGGAUCCAACAGCUGAGCAUGGGCUGAAGCUCACCAUUGAGGAUUACCCUUUUGCCAACGACGGUCUAGUCCUUUGGGAUGCCAUCAAGCAGUGGGUUAGGGACUAUGUGAACCACUACUACCCAGACCCAAGCCUGGUUGAGUCUGAUAAGGAGCUCCAAGCUUGGUGGACAGAAGUUCGAACCAAAGGGCAUGCAGACAAGAAGGAUGAGCCAUGGUGGCCUGUCAUGAAAACCCCAGAAGAUCUAAUCGAUGUUUUAACAACCAUAAUCUGGGUUACAGCAGGGCACCAUGCAGCUGUGAACUUCGGUCAAUAUGUAUAUGCCGGGUACUUUCCUAAUCGACCCACAAUAGCUCGAACCAACAUGCCAACUGAGGACCCAUCAGAUGAGGAGUUCAAGAACUUUCUGCAUAAGCCAGAAAUUGCCUUGUUAAAGUGCUUCCCUUCACAGAUUCAAGCAACAAAAAUAAUGGCAGUUUUGGAUGUUCUGUCAAGUCAUUCACCAGAUGAGGAGUACCUCGGUGACCAGAUGGAGCCAUCCUGGACAGAAAACCCAAUCAUAAAGGCUGCAUUCGAACGGUUCAAUGGCAGAUUGAAGGAGCUUGAGGGGAUCAUUGAUGGGAGGAACACCAAUUUGAACCUGAAGAACAGAACUGGAGCCGGGGUUGUUCCAUAUGAACUCUUGAAGCCAUUCUCAAAACCAGGGGUCACAGGAAUGGGAGUUCCUAAUAGCAUCUCUAUCUAAAUUAUGAUGCUACACUGCAUUGUAAAAUAGCUAAUAUAAAUAAGCAUAUCUAGAUUCCAUGUCUCGAGAACUUCCAACAUUCUUAACAUGUUUUUGGCCUCGAUGGAAGGUAGUUUCUCGAAUCUUAUGAAAUCUAAAUUAUUUACUUA
Vitis riparia (riverbank grape) is the source of this 2920-nucleotide messenger RNA. RefSeq names its product linoleate 13S-lipoxygenase 2-1, chloroplastic-like. Lineage: Eukaryota; Viridiplantae; Streptophyta; Magnoliopsida; Vitales; Vitaceae. The record is from RefSeq and is a predicted model, not a curated record. Gene Ontology annotation, molecular function: metal ion binding; oxidoreductase activity, acting on single donors with incorporation of molecular oxygen, incorporation of two atoms of oxygen; protein binding. Gene Ontology annotation, biological process: lipid oxidation. The transcript is spliced from 9 exons. The coding region runs from base 57 to 2771 and encodes 904 amino acids.